CUGACCGAAAAAUUUCACGAAAAAACAUUUGGAAGGCGGAGACACUCAUAUUGCACCUCCGUCCUCGUUUUCCACCACCACCGCCACCGCAACCGCCGGCGAAGCUUGGCUGCCAGCUUGACAAGUCAAUGCCUGCACAGAAGCGUCCGCGCGACGCCUCUCCGCCGCCGUCGGCCGAGGAUGAGGAGGGGAAGGCCGAGGAUUCGCAGCUCGACAAUCAGAAUCAGAACGACGAAGAAGCCGACGAAGGAGACGAUUCGGAUGAAAGUUCUCCUUCUUCCAGUGAUGCCGAGAAAGACGAAUUUAUCACUCUAAGAUUAUCAGAAAUACGCAAAGAAGUACAAUGUCCAAUAUGUUUAGGUAUUAUUCGAAAGACAAGAACAGUUAUGGAAUGUUUACACCGAUUUUGCAGAGAAUGUAUUGACAAGUCUAUGCGAAUGGGGAACAAUGAAUGUCCUGCUUGUCGCACACACUGUGCUAGUCGCCGUUCUUUAAGGGAUGAUCCAAAUUAUGAUGCCUUAAUAGCAAUACUAUAUCCAGAUAUUGACAAAUAUGAGGAAGAGGAAUUGGCUUUUCAUGAAGAGGAGGUGGCUCGUAAUAAGCAGAUUCAAGCUUCAAUUGCCCAGACGCUUCGACGUCAAACAGAAGCACUGGGAAGAAAGAGAACACCAAGAUCAAACCAAACGACAUAUACGAGGAGAUCUGGGAAUAGAAAUUUAAGGAGACGGAGAAACCCUCGAGUCGAGCCUCAAAAGUCUGCUGACGAUGAGGACGGCAAUGGUCAUGAUGACAAAGAUUCGUCUUCUGCUGAUGAGCAUGAUACAGAAGCCAGACCAAAAAGGUCUAAAAGAUUCGGAGGGCGGUUUUCCAUAGGCUCAACAGCUGGCAAUGGCAGUUCAGGCUGUGAAGAAAAUGAUUUAGAAAUAAACAGAGAGUCUUUUGGUCCAAUGGGGCUUAUUGGCAGCUCAGAAAUACUCGCUUGGGGGAAGGGUGGCAUGCGAAGUCAGAAGACUCAAAAUAGGUAUAGCAGCCUGGGCAGUGGUGUUAGUAAUUCUCAGGUUCGUAGGAAUAGCAGAGUCUCGAAGCUGAUUGAGUCUCUGCAACAUUCAAAUGAAAAUGAUGUAAAGGUGGAUAUCAGCCUCAUGCUCGUGUCCUUGUGUGAGGAAGAUAUUCCAAGUUUGCAGCGACCAUACCUCUGCUGCAGACCCACUUUGACCGUUAAACAUCUGAUUCAAUAUGUCUCUCUGCAGACUUCAAUUCAAGCUGAUGAAAUUGACAUCUUGGUGAUGAAAGAGCUCCGUUCCCUUGAGAAACCUUCAAGCUCUGAGGCCACGCCCAUAAAAAAAUCAGUUGCAGGUUUUCCUAGCAACGGUGAGUUCCACUUGUUACAACAAAACCAGACGCUGGAAGAAAUCCAACCCAGCUGUGGUUUUAGUCAAUGUAAUCUGCUUUUGGCUUAUCGACUAAAGUCGAAGGGUUAGGGAUGGCAAUGACAAUGUUGGUGGCGGUGGUAAAAUUUUUAAGUUGCAGUGCACAGAUGAUACUCGUCGACAAAUUCAAGCUUAGUAAAAUACAGAGGUCUAAUUGUUUAAUUUACGCAGUAGCUUUUAGCGGGAUGACCAGGUAAUCCUUUUAAUUUGUACUGUAUUUAUGCACCUUGUAGGUGUUGUGAUCUAAUAGGGAAAGUCCAAAUUGAGAUAACACUAACAUAAAUGACAAGCUGAUCA
This is a messenger RNA of Cuscuta campestris, 1727 nucleotides long. The record is from the annotation of a GenBank genome assembly. Lineage: Eukaryota; Viridiplantae; Streptophyta; Magnoliopsida; Solanales; Convolvulaceae.